UUCUCAAGCCCAUGGGUUAGUCUCAUCAAAGCCCAAUCAAAGCUUCCCCAAGAAAAAAAAGAAUUAAGAUGAACAAACAAAAAAAAAAAACACUUAAGAGGAAAGAUCUGGCCACUUCAACACAACGAUCGACGAAUACAAUCGGAAAAUUUGAAAUCUCGUCGAUGAAGAUGACUGCUAAGAUUCGCCGUGUAUUCCCGACGGCGUUCCUUCUGUUGUUUCUGGUUCCGGUCGGUGAGGCGGUGUGGCUAGAUGUGCCUCCCACCGGAACAAAGUGUGUAUCUGAAGAAAUCCAGAGCAAUGUCGUCGUUUUGGCUGAUUACCUCAUCAUCUCCGAGGAUCACGAAGUCAUGCCCACUAUCUCCGUCAAGGUGACGUCCCCGUAUGGCAACAAUCUGCACAACAUGGAAAACGUAACGCAUGGCCAAUUUGCAUUUACAACCCAAGAAUCCGGUAACUACUUGGCAUGCUUUUGGGCUGAUGCAAAGAGUCACGGAAACAAAAAUGUUAGCAUCAACAUUGACUGGAAAACUGGAAUCGCUGCUAAGGAUUGGGCCUCUGUUGCUAAGAAAGAGAAGAUCGAGGGUGUUGAGCUGGAGAUCAGGAAACUAGAAGGCGCAGUGGAAGCCAUCCAUGAAAAUCUACUCUACCUAAGAAACAGAGAAGCAGACAUGAGGACAAUGAGUGAGAAAACGAACUCGCGGGUGGCUUGGUAUAGUAUAAUGUCGCUAGGUGUUUGCAUUGCUGUCUCUGGUUUACAGGUACUCUACUUGAAGCAGUACUUUGAGAAGAAGAAGCUUAUAUAGAGAUUCACUGAUAUUCAGUUCCUUUAAAGAGAGUUUCUUCUUAAAGAAUAAUAUUCAAUUCAUCUCCUUUCCUUCUUGUUUGUUUACACGCCUCCUUUUUACUGACGCUGUAAAAUUUUGUUCAAGGAUUGUUUCUGUAGUAGCUUUUCUCUGAUAAGAAUUCAUUAUUUCUGAUUAUGAAAUAAAAAAUAAUUAACUUGUUUA
Molecule: messenger RNA, 1010 nt
Organism: Arabidopsis lyrata subsp. lyrata
Lineage: Eukaryota; Viridiplantae; Streptophyta; Magnoliopsida; Brassicales; Brassicaceae
Product: transmembrane emp24 domain-containing protein p24delta3
Exons: 4
Coding region: 69-806 (245 amino acids)
Biological process (GO): Golgi organization; intracellular protein transport; endoplasmic reticulum to Golgi vesicle-mediated transport
Cellular component (GO): Golgi apparatus; endoplasmic reticulum-Golgi intermediate compartment; COPII-coated ER to Golgi transport vesicle
Source: RefSeq, a predicted model, not a curated record